AAGAACAACUGUUUGGCCUUAUUGAUGAAUUCUACAUUCUUUCCUCUAUUCUAUAACACAUCAAUUUCUGCUUUUUUUUCAGAGUUGAAUAGUACUCAGAUUAAAAAAAAAAAUUCCCUUCCUCUCCUGAAGCCUGGAAUCUUUGUUUAGGUCUAUUCUUAAGGUCGGGAGAAAGACGAGGCUUUCUACUCCCUUAAAAAGUUACAGUCUCGGAAACGCACAGGGGUUUCUACUGUGGCCUAUAAGGUCGCUGAGAGUCAGAAUUAACUCAAUGGCAAUGAGGUUUUUCUUGUUGGUUUUUUUUUUUUUAAUAGGUUUACCCAAGUUUCGAUUUGACUAAUAAGCCUCUGACCUAGGACCAAACCCUCAGCUGAAUGUACAGUCAGGUCUGAACCACAAUACACUGCUGUGUGUCCUGUGAUCCUCGAUCAGUUCCCACACGUGGUGAGGGUCUGUGAUUUUGCUUGUUUGAGUGAGAGCUUCUCGUGAGGCGUUUCCGCGUUCUCUAGUACUGUCUUCAGAGCCGGUGUGCUGUGGCCCAAGGUGACUCACCACUGGAAGGGAAUGACUGGGAUCUAUCUCUUCAUCACAAGAGCCUGUGAACUCACAUACCAGCUCAGGAGGUGCUCCUGGUUUGCAGUUUGCAGCUCAGGUUAUCGCUAAGGAACAGGAGGACAGACAUUUAGUCAUACUUCACUAGCAGAUUGUUGAUAAGGAAGAAUGGCUUCUGAGAGGACCAUCUGUACUCGUCUGUAGUAGAAGUGAAGCUCUAGGCACCAAACACCUGAGGCUGCUUUCUGAGGGCAUGUUCUUUGUUUGUCUGGUUUUGGUCUUUUCACCCUAGGAUGGCAUUAGCUCUAUGUCUGCAGGUGCUGUGCAGCCUGUGCGGCUGGCUCUCGCUCUACUGUUCUUUCUGCCACCUGAAUCCGCACCGAAGCUAUGAGUGGAGCUGCCGCCUGGUGACCUUCACCCAUGGAGUCCUCUCCAUAGGCCUUUCCGCUUAUAUUGGCUUCAUUGAUGGCCCUUGGCCAUUUACCCACCCAGGCUCGCUGAAUACACCUCUGCAAGUACACGUUCUCUGUCUCACGUUGGGCUACUUCUUCUUUGACCUGGGCUGGUGCGUCUACUUCCGGUCUGAGGGUGCCCUGAUGCUGGCUCACCACACACUGAGUAUUUUGGGCAUCAUCAUGGCCCUGGUGCUUGGAGAGUCUGGCACAGAGGUCAAUGCAGUCCUCUUUGGCAGUGAGAUCACCAACCCCUUGCUGCAGCUGCGCUGGUUUCUCCGUGAAACGGGCCACUACCACAGUUUCCCCGGUGACGUGGUAGACUUCCUCUUUGUGGCCCUGUUCACUGGAGUGCGGAUUGGUGUAGGCGCACGCCUUCUUUUCUGUGAACUGGUCUCCCCCAAACCCAAGUGGUUCGUCAAGGUUGGGGGAGUAGCAAUGUAUGCUGUGUCUUGGUGCUUCAUGUUUAGCAUCUGGCGCUUUGCGUGGAGGAAAAGCAUCAAGAAGUACCAUGCCUGGAGGAGCAGGCGGGGUGAGGAGCGGCAGCUUCAACACAGCGAACUUCUCAAGACUCGCUAGCCAAGGCUGCUCCAGCCAUGGGUUGGGUUAAGCAGCCUGGGGGACCGGGUUGAGGUCUUGGAAUUGGGCUGAUAAGAAAUUGAGGUUACAAGAAAAGGGCUAAAUGCAAUUGCUUUGUGAGGUUAGUCUUUGAGCCAAGCCUAUUCCAGUAUUAAAACACUAACUUCUACCAGUGGCACCUUGGUCAGCAGUGAGACCACUGAGUGGUGGGUUUACGUCAGAACUGCCUGAGGCACUACGGUGUACAUUUUAGGAGCCCUGGUGGCAUAGCAGUUCCACGGUGGGCCACUAAAUGCAAGGUCAGCAGUUUUAAAACAGUCUGCUCUGAGUAGUCCUGUGAAGAAUGACAGUCUUGGGAACUCUUAGGAACAGUGCUACCCUGCCAUAUAGGGUCACUUGUGUGUCAGCAUGUCCUCGAUUCGAGCGAGUUUGCUUUUGAUUUAGUAUCAAUUUCAGUUUGUGCUAACUCCAGGCCCUUUUUCCUGAGAGGCUUGGCGUUCUGACAACUUAGAAAGAAAGUUGAGAAAAAUUAGUGCUAUUUUUUCCUUGUCCCUUUGAGAAGUGGCUCCUUCAACAAAAGCCUGGUCGCUUGCUUUCCGUGUAGUCAUGUCAAUAAGUUUGCCUCAUUUGCUGUAAAGCGAGGGCUUCCAGGAAGAUGCAUGCCUUUGGCAUUCUAAGCUGUGGCUCAGGGAAACCAGGCUUGCCCUCUGCUUAAACAAAGGGGGCUCAAGGGAAAUGGUGGUGGUGGUAGCAGGGUACUUGCUGAACCCUCCCAGUCCCGGCGGUCUCAGAGCACCCCCAAAGCACGCGUAGCUUGGGUCAUUUUCUGGGAGCACUCACCGGGCUCAGCCUGCAGCUGUAUUCAAGGACCGGGAUUUGCCACAGCAAAAGGAUACAAAGAAAAUUGACUAAGGGAACAGGGGCAAGCGGUAAGGUCCAGGGGAAACCAAGCUGAAGCUUCCAGAAUCCUCUCCCAGUAGAGUCCCGCUCGAGGCGCUCAUACCUUCCUCCAGCAUCGCAUUGGGGUGGCAAGUGUGAAAUGUUGACACCCAGGCGAACUCUCUAGAGACUCAGUGGACAGGGGUUUUAUCCGGGCUGAUGGCAUAGGAACCUGAGCCGGGCACAUACCAAUGUCCCAGGUUCGGGGAAGGAAAGCAGGAAUGCGCUGCCAGCCAGGUGCGCACCCGCAGUCUAGGCAUAAGUAAGCCAAUGCUACAGGUUCAUGGUGGGGACUCUUGCGCACUGAAGUUCCCGAUGCUGGCGGACUAGCCUUUUGCAACCUUACGAGCGGGUUUGGAAUCAGGUACGCUGUCUUUUUGCACAAGAAAUAUAGCCAGCGAUUUGAAUGGGAGAUGAAUGUGGUGGGGGCAGAUUUACCGAGUCUUGCCGUACAGGUUCUGCCCUACCAGGAAAAGCCUAUGGCAGUUCUCGGGGCUUUUGUGCAUUAAUCUCCUAGGCAUGAGGGGCCGGGACUAAAUUCCAUAGGGAUUUACUCUGCGGAUUCCACUGUGCUUGAGAUGAUAGUUUAGGUUUCAGUGCGGCUGUACCUUCUGCAAACUAGAGCCAAAGACUAAGGGUCUGUGUGUGCUGGCCUUGCGGUGAUGAGGCGACUUUUAUUAUUCCUUCCAGUUUCGUCCCUUCCAGUCUUUUCCUGGCUUUUUCCUUCUUAAAAAUGGUGGCACUCUAUGGACAAAGUAUUGUGACAAAGCCUGUUCUGGAGCGUAAACAUCGCGUCAUGCAGCAGUCUCCAAUUGCAGCUCAGGGAGCAGAUAUCAUAACCUUAGACCAGGAGGUUAAGGAUACAUUCCUGCGCUAGAGGCCAAAUCUGUGACCCAUUUACCCAAUGAGCUGGGCAGGCUGGGUGUUGAACUCUUUGGCCUGGUGUGAAUGAAGACCAUCUGUCAUUGUCUAUUUCAUAGGGAGUAUGGAUCCCCACUGCGGCCGAGCUGAUUGCAACUCACACAGACCCCGCAGGACAGGAGUGCCGAUGAAGGUCCCCCAGGGGAGCAGA
Messenger RNA from Echinops telfairi (small Madagascar hedgehog), 3594 nucleotides. It is a transcript of the gene TLCD5, whose product is annotated as TLC domain containing 5. Gene Ontology annotation, cellular component: membrane. The transcript is spliced from 2 exons. The record is from RefSeq and is a predicted model, not a curated record. The coding region runs from base 846 to 1583 and encodes 245 amino acids. Lineage: Eukaryota; Metazoa; Chordata; Mammalia; Afrosoricida; Tenrecidae.